Messenger RNA from Mytilus trossulus (common blue mussel), 1029 nucleotides. RefSeq names its product E3 ubiquitin-protein ligase TRIM45-like. NCBI's taxonomy places the organism in Eukaryota, Metazoa, Mollusca, Bivalvia, Mytilida, Mytilidae. Gene Ontology annotation, molecular function: zinc ion binding. The record is from RefSeq and is a predicted model, not a curated record. The transcript has a single exon. Bases 21 to 1010 code for a protein of 329 amino acids.
UGUAAAAGGAAGUAGAAUAUAUGCACAAAAUAAUGGCGUUUUCACAAUCAGCUCAUAAAAGUCAAAUACCUAUCAACUGUCAUUUGUGUGAUAUUGAGAAAAACAUCAAGUGGAAAUGUCUUGAGUGUGAACUUCUGUUGUGUGACAACUGUAAAAUAAAAAGACAUCCAAGAAUUAAAAACUCAAACGACCAUAGGGUGAUAGAUAUCAAAGAUGUAGGACUGCACGGUGAAGAGUUAGAUUUUACUUCUAUAAAAUGCAGGGACCACCCAGGACAGACUUGUUGCCUUUUUUGCAAGUCGUGUAACAGUCUUGUAUGUCCAACUUGUGUAUCGAAAGUACACAAGAAACAUGAUUUAAUUGAAAUCAGUGAAGCAUAUAACACGAAAAAAGACAAUCUCAAGAGAGGACAGAGAAAAAUUGAAAUGGGCAAAAGUGAGGUAUUCACCAAGAAAAGACUCUUGGAAAGACUUAAGAAUGGGGAAAAUGUUAAAUAUACCAGAGUCAUGGGGGAUAUUAAGAAUCAAGGAGAAGCUUUAAAACAGUUUGUUGACAAACAUGUUGAAAAGAUAAGAAAUGAAGUGGAUCAAGAUCGGAAAACUGUUUCGCAGUCCAUUGAUGCUGAACUUCAUACUAUAUCAAGAUCCAUACAAACGUCUGAUGAUAAAAACAAUGAAAUAGAAGAUUUAAUCAACAACACUGACAGUGCUAAGUUUUUCUAUGAGGUAGGCAAAAUAGAAAAUUCAAUGGAUGUGCCAUCCCCAAAAAUCAAGUCAACCUACAAAUCCAUACCAGACUUUGUACUAGGGAAGAUAAAUCAGUCUAAUAUUGGGUUGCUGCAAAGUAAGGUCACCCCACUAGAAUUAAUUGUUUCGAUUCAAAUCAAUAAACAAUAUCAGACUGAACAUAGUGAAGUGUCAAAUAUAAGUGCUUGUUCUGACAAUUCAAUCUUGAUAAAUUGUAGUUUAGAUGAAAAGUUUAUGAAAGUAAAACCUGAAGGAAAAUUCUGAAGACAAUAUAUUCUUUCAA